AUGGUCAACGUCGAUGCCAAUGUCGCCGGCAUGGCACAUGAUUUGGCGCAGUCUCUGUUUCUUACAGGCUUUGCACCUCCGUUUCCACCUCGCCCUUCACUAUGCCCCGAUUUCAGGGAAGUAUCUUCUCGUACAGGUGAACUGCAAUAUAAUCCUGAGAUAGAGAAAACUGCUCGUGCAUUGAGAAAAGCAACAAGAGAACGAGCAGAGGCAUCCUCCUCAUCUACUGGACAUAAUUCAGUAGUAGAUUUUGUGGAUUCAUUUAGUGAGACGGAAGAGAUAGAUAGCACCAUGGCUAAUGAACGGACAUUGAGAGAAUUGGCUGCACCAGAUUUAAAUCAACAGCCUCUAUGCAUUACUUAUCCUACAUUAGAGGUUGCAUUUGAGUUAAAAUCUGGACUAAUCCAUUUACUUCCUUCUUUUCAUGGCUUACCAGGUGAAGAUCCCCACAAGCAUCUCAAAGAAUUCCAUGUGGUUUGCUCGACAAUGAAACCUCAGGGAGUCACAGAGGAGCAAAUUAAAUUAAGAGCCUUUCCAUUUUCCUUAGCCGAUAAAGCUAAGGAUUGGCUCUAUUAUCUGCCCUCUGGGUCAAUAUCCACAUGGACAGACAUGAAGAAGCAUUUUCUAGAAAAAUUCUUUCCUGCAUCCCGAGCUGCAAGCAUUAGGAAAGACAUCUGUGGAAUUCGACAAUUCAAUGGAGAGACUCUACAUGAAUAUUGGGAAAGAUUCAAGCAACUAUGUGCUAGUUGUCCUCAUCAUCAAAUUCCUGACCAACUCUUCAUCCAGUAUUUUUAUGAGGGUCUGUCCCAAACUGACAGAAGAAUUAUUGAUGCUGCCAGUGGGGGCUCCUUAGUGAAUAAAACACCCACGGAGGCAAGAAAUUUGAUAUCGAGUAUGGCUGCAAAUGCUCAACAAUUUGGAGACAGGCAGGAUAACACGACUCGUAGAGUCAAUGAGGUAAGUAAUUCUACAAUAGAGCAAAGAUUAGAUUGUCUAACUUCUUUGGUUGAAAAGUUAGCUAUAGGACAAAUGCAGCAAUUGAAAACAUGUGGAAUCUGCUAUGGUUCGAGUCAUCCAACAGAUAUGUGCCCCACACUCCAAGAUGAUUCGACUGAGCAGGCUAAUGCAGUUGGAUUUCCAGGACCACCUCAGAGACGGUAUGAUCCCUAUGCAAACACCUAUAAUCCAGGAUGGAGGGAUCAUCCUAAUUUUAAUUAUGCAGUAAGGCCACCAGGAUUUUCACAUCAGUCACAAUAUCAACCUAGACCUCAACUUUCACAGCAACAACCUGCUCCUAAAUCAGUCAAUAGAUUGGAAUCCCAAUUAUCUGGAAAGCUACCUUCGCAGACAAUUGUCAACCCCAAGCAAAAUGCUAGUGCCAUCACAUUAAGAAGUGGCAAAGAGUUGCCUGAGCCGAGCAAGAAAAUUUCUGAACAAGCAAUCGAGGAAGAGCUCGAAAAAGAGGGGAAUGUGUCUCAACCUAGAGCCUUGGAACAACCAGAUUUUGGAGAAAAAUCAACACAAGUGGUUACACCUCCGCCUCCAUUUCCUAGUCGACUGGCAAAGCCUUUAAAAGAGACGGGCGUAAUAAUUCAACUGGCUGAUCGAUCAAAUGCCUAUCCUGAUGGAGUUUUGGAGGAUAUUUUAGUGCAAAUUGAUAAUUUGAUUUUUCCUGCAGAUUUUUAUGUGCUUGAUAUGGAGGAUGAUAAUUCUAAUUCAUCUCCAAUACUGUUAGGGAGACCAUUUUUGAAAACUGCUAGAACAAAAAUUGAUCAAAAUUUUGAAUUUAAUAAUGACGAUGCGUUGAAGGUUGCUAUUUCUACUGAAUUUUCCAAUGUGUCUUACUUGGAAUUACCUCUGUCUCAUUCACAGCUUUUGCCAUCUAUUGUGCAAGCCCCGAAGGUGGAAUUAAAGCAGUUACCGGAUAAUUUAAAGUAUGCAUUCUUGGGAGAUGGAGAUACACUCCCAGUAAUAAUUUCCAGUAAAUUGACUGCUUUAGAGGAAGAAAAACUAAUUCGGGUGUUGAAGGACCACAAGGAGAAAGAAGUUUUAAAACUUCUUGACACAGGUAUAAUCUAUCCCAUUUCGGAUAGUAAGUGGGUAAGUCCUGUUCAAGUAGUUCCUAAAAAGACAGGAAUUACUGUUAUUGAAAAUCCUAAAGGUGAGUUAGUGCCCACUCGAGUUCAAAAUGGGUGGAGAGUUUGUACCGAUUUUAGAAAAUUAAAUGCAUUAACUCGUAAAGAUCAUUUUCCAUUGCCUUUUAUUGAUCAGAUGUUGGAAAGGUUGGCAGGAAAAUCUCAUUAUUGCUGUCUUGAUGGUUUUUCAGGUUUUCUACAAAUUCCAGUGGCGCCUGAAGAUCAAGAGAAAACCACAUUUACUUGCCCUUUUGGUACAUUUGCCUAUAGACGAAUGCCUUUUGGUCUUUGUAAUGCGCCUGCUACAUUCCAAAGGUGUAUGGUUAGUAUAUUUUCUGAUUAUGUGGAGAAUAUCAUAGAAGUGUUUAUGGAUGAUUUUACUGUCUAUGGUAAUUCUUUUGAUGAAUGUUUAACUAACCUCACAAAAAUUCUUAAAAGGUGCAUUGAGACUAAUCUUGUUUUAAAUUAUGAGAAAUGCCAUUUUAUGGUGGACCAAGGCAUAAUUUUAGGCCAUGUGGUAUCUGCAAAAGGAAUUGAGGUAGAUAAGGCUAAGGUAGAAAUUAUCAAAUGUUUACCUUACCCUGCAAGUGUGCGGGAAGUUCGCUCUUUUCUUGGCCAUGCAGGUUUUUAUAGGCGUUUCAUCAAAGAUUUUUCA
Messenger RNA from Coffea eugenioides, 2790 nucleotides. RefSeq lists its product as uncharacterized. The annotation marks the transcript as partial. The transcript has 7 exons. NCBI's taxonomy places the organism in Eukaryota, Viridiplantae, Streptophyta, Magnoliopsida, Gentianales, Rubiaceae. The record is from RefSeq and is a predicted model, not a curated record.